CUUGUCCAGGUCCCUGCGCCACACGACGCGUUCGUGCUCCGUUGCUCUGGCUGUCUUCCGUUGUGGCCGCCUCCGCCGCUUGCUGUGCACCAUGCCGGUGGACCUGAGCCAGUGGACCGGGCCCCUGAGCCUGCGGGAGGUGGAGGAGAAGCCGCAGCACCCGCUCAGCGUCAAGUACGCGGACAGCGAGAUCCUUGAGCUGGGCCAAGUGCUGACGCCCACACAGGUGAAGGGCCGUCCGGUCAGCAUUGGAUGGCAGGGCUGUGACCCCUCGAAGCUCUACACUCUGGUCCUCACAGACCCAGAUGCUCCCAGCAGGAAGGACCCCAAAUUCCGGGAGUGGCACCACUUCCUGGUGGUCAACAUGAGAGGCAGUGAUAUCAGCAGCGGAGAUGUCCUCUCAGACUACGUGGGCUCUGGCCCCCCCAAGGGAACAGGUCUUCACCGCUAUGUGUGGCUGGUUUAUGAGCAGAAUGGGCCACUCAAAUGUGAUGAACGUAUCCUGAGCAACCGUUCCGGGGACCACCGGGGCAAAUUCAAGGUGGCUGCCUUCCGUGGCAAGUACAAGCUCGGGCCCCCUGUCGCUGGCACGUGCUACCAGGCUGAAUGGGACGAUUAUGUGCCCCGGCUCUACGAGCAGCUGGCAGGGAAGUAGGCCCUGUGAUCACAUGACCCCUCCCCAGGCAGUGGCAUCUCAGGGGUGGUGUGAGCAGAUGCCCCCUCCCCCUUACUCACCUACUGGCAUGGAGUCUUUUCCUUCUGAUGGGGGGAGGGGGGCCCUGGGUGUAGG
This is a messenger RNA of Phascolarctos cinereus (koala), 790 nucleotides long. RefSeq names its product phosphatidylethanolamine binding protein 1 (gene PEBP1). Gene Ontology annotation, biological process: negative regulation of MAPK cascade. NCBI's taxonomy places the organism in Eukaryota, Metazoa, Chordata, Mammalia, Diprotodontia, Phascolarctidae. The record is from RefSeq and is a predicted model, not a curated record.